CGCUUCUGCACCGCAAUGCAUGCUGGGUAAUGUCAAAGUGGCUCUCGUGUACGGAACGUCUAGGCGACGUUUUCACUUCUGAUUGACUUUGCAAAACAAAUCUUAGUUUUUUCCAAACUUGUGUGGUGGUGGUUGAAAUAGUCCACAAAAUGGCUUCUACCGCGGCUGGAAAGCAGCGAAUCCCGAAAGUGGCGAAGGUGAAGAAUAAAGCUCCCGCUGAGGUCCAGAUCACAGCCGAACAGCUUCUUCGAGAAGCUAAAGAGAGAGAACUCGAACUUCUCCCGCCGCCACCAAAACAAAAGAUUACCGAUAAAGAAGAACUUAAUGAUUACAAGUUAAGGAAGAGAAAGGCAUUUGAGGACAACAUCCGGAAGAAUCGCACUAUCAUCAGUAACUGGAUCAAAUACGCACAAUGGGAGGAAAGCUUGACAGAAAUUCAGAGGGCUCGCUCCAUUUACGAGCGAGCGCUGGAUGUGGACCACCGCAACGUCACACUGUGGCUCAAGUAUGCCGAGAUGGAGAUGAAGAGUCGCCAGGUGAACCACGCUCGCAACAUCUGGGACAGAGCUAUCACCAUCCUGCCCCGCGUCAACCAGUUCUGGUACAAGUACACCUACAUGGAGGAGAUGCUGGGCAACGUGGCAGGCUGCAGGCAGACGUUUGAGCGCUGGAUGGAGUGGGAGCCGGAUGAACAGGCGUGGCAUUCUUUCAUCAACUUCGAGCUGCGCUACAAGGAAGUGGACAAAGCUCGCAGCAUCUAUGAGAGAUUCGUCAUGGUUCACCCUGAGGUGAAGAACUGGAUCAAGUACGCUCGUUUUGAGGAUAAGCAUGGCUACAUUGCUCACAGCAGGAAGGUGUUGGAGCGGGCGGUGGAGUUCUUUGGAGAGGAGCAUGUAGACGAGAACCUCUUUGUAGCCUUUGCCAGGUUUGAGGAAACUCAAAAGGAGUUUGAGCGGGUCCGCGUGAUCUACAAAUACGCUUUGGACAGGAUCCCUAAGCAGCAGGCCCAGGAGCUCUUUAAGAACUACACCAUGUUUGAAAAGAAAUUUGGAGACCGGCGGGGAAUUGAGGACGUCAUUGUCAGCAAGAGAAGGUUUCAGUACGAGGAGGAAGUUAAGGCUAACCCACACAACUACGAUGCCUGGUUCGAUUAUCUCCGUCUGGUGGAGAGCGACGCGGAUCCCGACACGGUGCGAGAGGUUUAUGAGCGUGCCAUCGCCAAUGUCCCACCCAUCCAGGAGAAGAGGCACUGGAGACGUUACAUCUACUUGUGGAUCAACUAUGCUUUGUAUGAAGAGUUGGAGGUCCUGGACGUUGACAGGACGAGGCAGGUGUACCAGGCUUGUUUGGAUCUGAUCCCUCACAAAAAAUUCACCUUUGCUAAGAUUUGGCUGCUCUACGGUCAGUUUGAGAUACGACAAAAAAACCUGCAGGGUGCGAGGAAGGUCAUGGGCACAGCGAUCGGGAAAUGUCCAAAAAACAAACUUCUGAAAGGCUACAUCGAGUUGGAGCUGCAGCUGCGAGAGUUUGACCGCUGCAGAAAGCUCUACGAGAAAUACCUGGAGUUCAGUCCCGAGAACUGCACCACUUGGAUCAAAUUUGCAGAGCUGGAGACCAUUCUGGGGGACGUAGGCCGCGCCCGUGCUAUUUUUGAGCUGGCUAUUGGACAACUGCGACUUGACAUGCCCGAGGUGCUGUGGAAGUCUUACAUCGACUUUGAGAUAGAGCAGGAGGAGUUUGACAACACAAGGAACCUCUACAAAAGACUUCUGCAGCGCACCCAGCAUGUUAAGGUCUGGAUCAGCUACGCCAAGUUCGAGCUGUCAGUAGAAAGCAGUGACAGGCUGCAGAAGUGCCGUCAGAUCUUUGAGGAGGCCAACAAGGGCAUGAGGAGCUGCGAGGAGAAGGAGGAGCGGCUCAUGCUGCUCGAGUCCUGGAAGGACUUUGAGGCUGAGUUUGGUUCCGACAGCAGCAUAGAGCGAGUUUACAAGCUGCUGCCUGAGAAGGUGAAGAAGAGGAGGAAGCUGACUGCCGAGGACGGGUCUGACGCUGGCUGGGAGGAAUAUUAUGACUACAUCUUCCCCGAAGACGCCGCCAACCAGCCCAACCUCAAGCUGCUGGCCAUGGCCAAGAUGUGGAAGAAACAGCAGCAGCUGGCCACAGAAGAGACUGUGAGGCUCAACGAGGCUUCAGAAGAUGUCCCAGAGGACUCUGAGGGGAACAAAGUAAGUGAAGCCGAGAACACAAAUGAUGACAGAGAUGACAGCAGCAGCAGUAGUAGCAGUAGUAGCAGCAGCAGCAGUAGUAGUAGCAGCAGCAGCAGCGAGGACGAGCAUGAUGAUGGAGACAAGGACAACAAGAAGGACAACGACAAGGACAACAACAAACACAACGACAAUGACAACAAUGAAGCUCAAGAUUAGAUUAACAAUUAUCAUUACACAAGGACAUCUUUUUUUAACAAAACUUUAUUUAGAAUUUACAGUAAAUACAGUUUUAAGAAUUUGUGCUUUCACGCUGUGGCUCUUUGAUGUUCAGAAGUGUGAGUGUCAUAGAGCCACAAGGAUCGUUAUUCGAUGUCCUCGGGCCUUACAGGAUGUGGCAAUGGAAUGAUGGACUUCUUCUCCAUAUCUCUGGACAAAGCUUUCCUCAUGUCUGCACACAUGGGCAUCACAUAUCUGUCUCAUGUCCAACAUCACAAAGACAAAAUCAGCAGGCGUCUUACCGUAAGCAUCCUCGUCUGGUUCACCGUUGCUGGCCGAGUAAUACUCGAUGACGGUCCUGUAGACACUGUAACCCAGACGCUUGUACAUGUUGACCGCCACCUGGUUGGAUACUCGCACAAACAGAUCUACGAAGAAGCCACCUUUCCUGAUGGACAGGACCAGCAGCUCAUUGAAAGAAACUGUUUGUAUUUUUGAUGAAAAUAAAGUAAAAUGUUUGUGGAA
Entelurus aequoreus (snake pipefish) is the source of this 2948-nucleotide messenger RNA. RefSeq names its product crooked neck pre-mRNA splicing factor 1 (gene crnkl1). NCBI's taxonomy places the organism in Eukaryota, Metazoa, Chordata, Actinopteri, Syngnathiformes, Syngnathidae. The coding region runs from base 150 to 2423 and encodes 757 amino acids. Gene Ontology annotation, molecular function: protein binding. Gene Ontology annotation, biological process: spliceosomal complex assembly; mRNA splicing, via spliceosome. Gene Ontology annotation, cellular component: precatalytic spliceosome; Prp19 complex; U2-type catalytic step 2 spliceosome. The transcript has 14 exons. The record is from RefSeq and is a predicted model, not a curated record.